Molecule: messenger RNA, 934 nt
Organism: Phyllotreta striolata
Lineage: Eukaryota; Metazoa; Arthropoda; Insecta; Coleoptera; Chrysomelidae
Source: the annotation of a GenBank genome assembly
AUGCACCACGAGGAGGAGAAUUCUGGAAAACUGGAAAAUUCCUCUUUAAAUGAUACAAAGUAUGUGUUGAAUCCCACGAAGUUGUCCAGACCUAUCGAUGGAUCGUUGUACAUCCCCUGUAUAGUAGGCCUAAAUAACAUUAAAGCCAACGAUUACUGUAAUGCAGUGCUGCAGGCUUUGACUCUUGUUAAUCCGCUUCGGAAUGACUUCUCGAGAGAAGAAAAUUGCAGUAAUGUAAAGAGACCUUCCAUCUGCUCCUGCAGAGGUUUGGCGAGCUUAUGAGGAAAUUGUGGAAUCCCAGGAACUUCACAGAGCAUGUACGAGUAUCAAGAAAUUCUCUCCAAGCUGUUGUAUCGUGGAGUUAAAAGAGGUUUCAGUUCACUCAGCAGGGAGAUCCGAUAGAUUUUUUUGUCUUUGGUUUCUGAUUGCCCUUGAUUGAGCAUUGGAUGGUAUUAAGAAAAAUGGCAGUUCAAUAAUCUACGGAAAUUGAGACGGAAUCGCCCCUUUUUGUAUCUAUCUUGCGAUCUACGGCCUUCGCCAUUUUGUUUAUCGAUGAAUUUCUGAGAGAAUAAUAUAUCAUUCCUCAGGUAUGCAUUUCAAAGCGUUAUGUUAUAAUAGGAGUGUAUGUAAUAAUUUGUGAUUUGUAGGUGAAUUUGUAUCGACUCUCAACGAAAUUCAACGGGCAAACCGAGAAGGAAUACAAAACCAUAAAAGGAAAAUUUCAUGAAGAAGUGCGAAAUAAGUGUAUGAAUUGAGAUCGACACAAUGAUUUUACUCCUGUAACGUUUUUGUAUAUUAAUAUUUUGUCUCUAUUUUGUUGCAUUUAACGGUAGUGAGUUUAUUGUAAGAAAAUAAAAAUAUCGUUGAAAGUGUUUUGUUUUAUAUAUUUUGAAAUCGUCAAUUCCAACCAGUUUUCAUGUAAUUAGCAAUUAAA